AUGCCGUCUCAAGGUGGCAGUGGAUCGCUUUUCGCCAACUUCUCGGUCGUCAAUGCCACGGUCGCGCCAACGGCCAGUCCGGAAGAAGCUGCAGCCAAGCAGGCGAUGCUGGCGUAUUUGCUCUCUCGCUUCCACACAUUGCAGCUCUUUCUACUGCUUGGCUACGGCAUCAUGUGUCUGCUUUGUAUCAUCUUGGUGAUCUACUUGAGGUUCAAUCGGAAUACAGCUUUACGAGGUGAUGCCACUGCUGCUCGAAAAAUCAUCCUUCCAGCGUAUGAGCCAUUGCUAUGGGUGCUCGGAUGCACCACCGGGAUCUACACGGGUUUCUUCUGCUCGGCUCUGGCCACGGAGCUCUACACGUAUGAGAUCUCCAAGCUUGCGACUGAAGUGUUCUACUCAGGCCGUCAAUUCGUCUUCCUUAGUGUCAUUGUGUUCAUGCUUCAGAAGAGUGUAUCAGGUCCAGCACUACGACGUACGUUGAUAAUCACGCUGGUGUUGUCAACCUACACCAUUCCACUUGUUUGGGUCUUCACAGCCUAUUAUCCAGCCGCCGACUUGUACGCGCCGUUAACAGCCGCACGUGCAUUGCUACUGCUGCUGUACUCGUACGUACUCGUCCGUCCACCAGUUCGAGCGAGUAAGCGCACCCUACGAGAGUACUGCGUAUUCGCGUACAUCUACUACACGCUCUUGUUUGCAUACAACGAGUGCUUUCGACAAAGUCAUUUGGAGAGUGGUUUCUAUCUCACGUACUCAAAUCUACUGUGCGGUUCGCUCUGUCCGCUAGUGAUCUGGCGUGUACUGCGUGCAGAUACUGAGCACUGGCGAGGUAUGGGUCAGCGCGCUGUAGCACUGCAGCGAUUGUUUUGUCAAACCCGUGGAAUGCCGGAGCGGGUGUCGUCCAAGGGACUUCACAUUCUGAUCGAAAUGCACCGCAAGUUCAUCAUCGACUUUGCCUAUCUGGAACUGCAACAGCGUAUCGGAGUUGGGGCGAGUGCUGUCGUCUUCAAGGGAACACUGCGUUCAUCAAUUGAUGUGGCGGUAAAAGUGUACACCCCCACCGAUUUCACGGAAGACACGGUCGCCGCCUUCUCGCAUGAAGCAGCACUUUGUGGGGCACUACACCACCCGAAUAUCGUCGCGUUCCAUGGCAUGUGCGUAUGUCCGCCCACUAUUUGUCUUGUCAACGAGCUUUGCGUUGGAAGUCUGGAAGACAUCACUGUUGCAGCCGCAAGACGUCGAUCAAGAGUGAGCGAACAUGAUCACAACCGUCAGCAAUUGCUACUCAAUGUCGCCUUCAUGCUGGACGCGGCGCGAGCUGUAUCGUACUUGCACAGCUUCCGCCCACCGUUCCUACACCGUGACAUCAAGCCGACCAACUUCCUCGUGGAUGCAAACUGCAGCGUCAAACUCACCGACUUCGGUGAGUCUCGUUCGCUUCCUCGAGCCCAAGUCGUCAGCAAUGGCCUUGUCAGUGCUCCAGUUACUACACACCGGAGUAGUUUGAGCGGAUACUGUGGAGAAAAAGUCUCAACUGUAGCCAUGCUGGCUAGUGAGGACUCGAGUGCGAAGGUUCCAACUGAACGUGCCAGUAUCGAAAUUGCUGUUGUCGGAGCUGCCAAUCUUCAGCAACUUCGAGGAUCCUUGGUAGAUGCCUCAAAACCCACUACAAAAGAGAGUAGUGACGAUAACGCAGUCCGUAUGACAGUCAAGGGUACUGUCGACUACAUGGCCCCUGAAGUAAUCAACGGACGAGCAGGACUUGCAGCGUACGGUGAAGCUGCCGAUGUGUACUCAUUGGGUAUCACCAUGUGGGACGUGCUAAAUCCUGGUCAAGAGAAGUUCCCAGACGCCGGUAGUAACCAUUUCCGUGUGUUUGAUCUCGUCCUUGAAGGUCAGCGUCCCGAGCUGGAUCCCCGACUCCAUCCGAGCAUUAGGGCUAUCAUUGAGAGCUCUUGGCAACAUGACCCCAGACUGCGUCCUUCGGCACACAGUGUGGUGAGCACGCUAGAAAGCAUCCAGGAAGAACUCAGUGCUGCUUUUGCACUCGAAUUAGCAGAUGAACUAGAAGAUGCGAUGCGUCUGGCUAAGCCUAUCGACGCUUCAAGUGCUCCGCUUGCUGCUCCACAAGGAUUCUCAGGCGAAGAGGCUAUAUCACACAUGUGUGAGCUACAGUACGUUGACUCUAUAAGCGAAGCUGUGCGUCUAGGCAACGCUCUCAUGGAUUCCGGUCUGCUGCAUCACUGCAAGCAUGCACACCCGUUCGAAGAAUCUGAACAAGUGUACUUCUUUGAUGAUGACAACAUCAACCUCUGCCAGCCACUGGUUGUUGGCGCAUAUACGCAAGAGCAAGCGAAGAAACUUGACGCAGAGAGUGCGACGGUCAUCAGCUCGCCUUCUCGCCAUUCACGUCGCACCUCACAUCGCUCAGGAUCUACGAACCCUUUCGCCAAUUCGGGUCGUGUUCGUAGUGACAGCUCUCAAUCGCAAUCGGACCGAACGCUGCUUGAAAAUGGCGUCUGCGCGUGCCGGAAAUUGGGACAGCGUCUUAAACUGCCCAAGGCAUCCAAGUCGCGACACCGGUUUCGUCGAAAAGGAAAAGGGAAAACCGGCAUGAAAGUAUCGGUUGUGGCUGGAGAUGCGGCAGAGCAACUGCACACCAGACUACUACUCGAGUCCCCGCACGAUAUGCACGACUUCGAUGGCUUCGAUGGAAGCCCCUCCCCAGCAUAG
Phytophthora infestans T30-4 is the source of this 2733-nucleotide messenger RNA. RefSeq names its product protein kinase. NCBI's taxonomy places the organism in Eukaryota, Oomycota, Peronosporomycetes, Peronosporales, Peronosporaceae. The transcript has a single exon. The coding region runs from base 1 to 2733 and encodes 910 amino acids. Gene Ontology annotation, biological process: intracellular signal transduction; protein phosphorylation. Gene Ontology annotation, molecular function: ATP binding; protein kinase activity. The record is from RefSeq and is a predicted model, not a curated record.